AAAACACCAAUCUUCGGUGUAUAAUAUUUGUGAAGGUGUUAUGAUGCGACUUGGUGUGCCGUGUGUUUUCACGUUUAACUCUCUCGAUCAGUUGUAUGAAAGAGGCUGUUGUGCACACACAUUCUAGUGUUUUCUAAGUAGUUUAUCGAAUCAGUUGGCAAUUUCAUUUUGGAGUGUUGAAUUUUCAUCGUGUUGAUCUCCCAGAGAGAGUGAGAAAAUUUAUAAAAACAAAAAAAACAUGUUUGGAAAGUUCAUUUAAUAAACGUAAAAAAUAGUGCAAUAGUAAAAUCAAAAUAAUCAUUUUAAAUCGAAAAGAACAAUGUCGUCAUCAUUAGUGCUGGGUAACUAUGAACAGCCACAGCCCACUCAAAUUCAAAAUAAAACAACAUCAUUGUCGCCCAUCACCUAUGAAUUCUACAGCGAGCAUGAACAGGAGUAUUAUGAAGGGACAACAACAUGUUUGCCAUCGGUCACACAUUCAACACCAAUCAAACCGGCGGCAACAAAUCAGAAAAAACUGAAACGAUGCACAUGCUGCCCAUUCGGUUUUCACAUUGAUUUGGACUUUAUUCGAUAUUGUGAAGAGUUGGCCGCCAAUGGAAAAUGCGUUUCAAGUAAACAAUUGGAUCGUCGCAACAAACGACGGCAACGUAAGUCAUUGGAAGUUAUGCUCGGUUUUGAAGAUCAAUGGGUUUUGGAUUUUGAAAAAGAACAACGACCAUCCAAACAACAUAAAUCCAAUUUUGAAACAUUUUAUGAGGUUUGCGAUGAAUUAGAGCAAAAAGUUUCGUCCCCGUAUGAAAAUGUUGACUCGGCCAGAAAACUAGGUGAAAAUGACAAAGCCAUUGGACGACAGCAAGACGAUUUUGUGAAUAGCAUACUAUUCGAUGUUUAUUCAGACUUUGAAAGAACACUGGAGCGUGCAUCGACCCGAAACAAAAGUGAAAAGUCAAAACAGAAAAGUUCUUGUAUAUCCGGACACGAAUCGUAUGACAAUGAAAAACAAGUUGAUUUGGAAAAUGUUCACUACUCACCGAGUUCAACGGAACGAUCGCCAGUACAGUAUACACAACGAGCUACCUCGCACAAUGUUCAUCAGCAAAAUAUUUUCACCGAGGAAAUUCACGAGGAGAUUGUUCAUCAUGUGACUGAAACGAAGCAAUCAGAACCUAAACAAGCGUUUAGCACGAACGAUGCUGAAUUGAGUCCAUUGAAUUCGGACGUAUUUAAUGUUGAAAUUGAUAAACUUUCAUUGGCCAAUCGCGGACUAAGCGACCAAUUGCAAAGUGUACGAAAUCAAUUGAGCGAUAAUUUGAAUCGUGUACGCGAUUUUGAAGAGCGUGUAAAAUUAAUUCCAAAACUGCAGCUUGAGUUGUCGGUUGAAAAGGCGGAAAAUCGUGAUUUACAUCUUAAACUUCGGGCAUUGGAAAAUGCACUGGAGAAAAAGAAACAAUAUGAACGACAAUUGGAAAGUGAAUUGGCUAAGGCCAAAGUGGAUUCAACUACCACCACCACCAUUACCGAAACAACGGUGUCUGAACGUGGCACGAUAAAACCGCCACAUCGGGUAUGCGCCACAUCAUUGGAAAGCCUUAACAUUCGAUUUUCACCAAAUAGUUUUAUUAGUUCAAAUGAAUCGUAUAAAAAUGGUGAUAGCAGUUUUAUGCAACCGCCACCGCCAUCCACCCAAAAUGUAGGCUGUAUGACAGCAAAAACCGUUUCAAGAGACGUUGGCACUGUAACAAUUCCGCUGCAAAUUCCCACACGAACAAUGGCAAUAAAUACAGAUAUAAGCGAACGAAAUCCAUUUGUUGAACUACAAAAGAAGCCAGUCAUGCAUAGUGUUAGUGUACAAAGUGACCAUGAAACAGUUGAAAUACCAAAAAGAACGGUGGCAACAAUAACAGAUCGUGAACCAUCACCGCCGCCACCAGUACAAAAAUAUUCAGUUGCCGUCAUGGCAAUUCCAAGCGUACGUACUAGCUCAUGUAUGGCCCGACCCGAAAUAAGAUCCAUUGGAGUCGAUAAUAUAUUUGAGAAAAAUCGAACACGCUCCUUCGGAACGGAUCCCAUUAAACAUCUCGAUGAAUCGACGGCGAUUGAUUCACCGAUAUCGCUUAAAUUACUCGAUGUGCCGAAAUCAAUUGCUUUGUUAGCGAGCGGAAAAGAGCCAGUAAAACCGGUUGAAAAACCGAAAGAAUUCCGUUCAGUGGGCAUUCAAAAAACUCCUAAUGUAAUGAACAAAUAUAGUCAAUGCAAAGAAAAAUUGAUUGAACCACCACCACCACCGAAAAUACCAACGCAAACUGAAGCAACCGAUACAAGCGAUUUAACAUUGCACAUUAAUCGAGGAGUUAACACGGAUGCCGUCCUACCGAAGAAAAAUCGCCUCACAAAUACCGAUCAAAUUUUAACGGAAGAAAAGUCAACAAACACUUUUGACACAAAAAAAACCAUCACCGCAAAUUCAGCGACAAACACGGAUUUGACGGAGUCCAAAAAAGAAAUAUUGAAAUAUGAAUUGGAACGGCCACAAGAGCCCAAAUGUUAUGAUUGUCUUGCAAAGAUUGAAAUCAAACAGAGAACGAUUAUAAAGAAUCCGAAUAAAAAAGAGAGCAACAUUAAUAUCAAAACAGCGGCAUCAACAUCGAUGGCGGAGGAAAUGACAACAACAUCAAAGACUGUUACAGAGUCAACAACGUCAACGACGACGAAGACAACAACCGAAUCUCAAAAUGAAUCACUGCAGAGCACAACCCAAUCGACAGACACACAGUCACGAAUUCCUCGACCUACCACACUAAAUAGUCCACGCAUGGACCGAAAGUUCACCAGACAAAAUACAUACACAAUUCCAUCAUCCUCCUCUUCAUCCACUUCACCCCCUCCUACUUUUCAAACGGAUGCAACUGAUCCGUGCCCAGCUGAAGUUUAUUUAUCUUCGUGCAGUGCAGCGUCAGCGAAAUCAAAACAAAUUCAUUCAAAUCUAAGCCAAACAUCGUCACAUCGAAUUUGCAGUGAGGAUAGAACCGUGAAAGCAACUUCUUCGGUUGAUUCAACGGUGCUCGCAUCCAAUUCAAGUGAUGCGUCGAAGAAAACACUACAACACGGUACAAAAGCAGAAAGCCACGAUAAAUCAAUUGCCGAUAAUGAUGAGCCUGAACCACUGUGGAGCAACUCAAUGAAAUCGUCAUCAACCUAUUCGCAUCUAGUCUCAUCGGCCAGACCAAGGCAGAAAAUAACACCAUCGAAAGAAAUGCAAGCUGCCUUAAAAGUAAUCAAUGAUUCAUUGUUGAAGGGUCAACACCUGGCAACAACAUUAAAAAAUGCCAACAAAAUUGUGCAAAAAGAAUGGUUUCGAAUAUCAAGCACGGAAACUGCACAACCCUUUGAAGUCGAAGAUUAUUUGGAUUGUUUUGAGGAAUUUUCACCAAAUUUAUUAAAAUACAUGGUUAACUUGACCGAUGCAAAUGGCAAUACGUGCAUGCAUUACGCCGUUUCGCAUGGAAAUUUUGAUGUGGUAUCGAUAUUAUUGGAUUCCAAAGUUUGUGACAUUAAUAAAACGAAUAAUGCGGGAUACACUUGCGUUAUGUUAGUUUCGUUGGCCAAAUUAGAUGCAGCCGAACAUCAAACGGUCGUUCAACGUCUAUUCCAAAUGUCCGAUGUAAAUGUACGCGCCAAAAAACAUAGUCAAACUGCAUUAAUGUUAGCCACAUCACAUGGAAAUUAUCAAAUUGUACGCAUGUUGCUAGAGGCCGGCGCCGAUAUCAAUAUUCAAGACGAAGAUGGCAGUACAGCUUUAAUGUGCGCGGCUGAACAUGGGCGCAUGGACAUUAUCAAGAUUAUUUUAGCCCAGCCGGAUUGCGACAGCACAAUUCAAGAUUUGGAUGGUAGUACGGCGCUGAAAAUUUCGUUGGAAGCCGGAUAUCGAGACAUUGGGGUGCUUUUGUAUGCUCAUGAAUAUAUGAUUAAAAACAAGUCGCCAUACACAUCAUUACGUAGUGGAGGCCGAAGUCGAAAGGCUUCAUCUUCGUUAACUUCGUCCACAAAUGUGCUGCAUAGUCACAGCAAUGCUGAAGGUGGAAACACAUCUGGAUCCAAAAUGGACAACAGCAGUCAUGAUAGUCAAACUAAGUAGAAAGUCAAAUGCAUUUAUUGCAUGGUAUAUUUUUCAAAGCAUGUCUCUAACGAACAAAAUAUAACGAAGCUAUUUUAGUUUCCCGUGGGAAAUUCUUGUCAAAAAGUAGGAACUGAUACAAAUUUCGCACAUAAAUAUACAGAGUAUCGACCUAAAUUAAUUCCAAGAGUCUUGAACUAUUUAUAUGUCUGUUCCGUGCACUAAAGUCAAUUUAUAGAGAACUUUUCGACCUAAUGAUUCAAUUUUUCUAACGAUUUUAUAUAUACUUUGUGCUAUAUAACUUGUGUUAUGACUGCAUCUAAGUCACACUGAUUGAACGAAAAUGAAAGAUUAAGAUUCAUUGAAUCGCGUGUUCAAAAAUCGACAUAUUGCCAAAACGUAAUAGUUUUAUUUUUCAAAUACACAAUCAAAGAACAUGUUGCAUUUUGUAUCGGUUUUAUUGUACAAUUGGUUUCAACCAAGUGCCAACAAAUCUAUGCAUAUGAGCUUGUAAAUAUCGUGGCAAAUGAUACAUUCGAUUUUUAAUACAACAAAUAUGCAUUAACACAUUUUUUGUGGUUUUGAUAAUGUCAAAAGAAAAUUUUUCUAUUCUUCGCAUUUAUUUCAGGACAAUUUCAGUUUUUGAAUGAGCCAUAUUUUGCCACCUGUAUUUUUAAUGUACAAUUGAGUUUAAAUAGACUCUGUAUAAUUGUGCAUCAACUUUUGCCUCUUACAGACAUAGCUUUUGCCAACUUCUGUUGUGAUGUUUAAAUCAUGCCAUAAAGGUCGGCUUCAAGAUUAUUCCAAGCUUAAGAUAUUGUGAAAUUGAGCUCAAGAGCUUAUAAGUCAUACUCCCGUGGCAACAUUCAGAGCUAUCCAUCCACACUGAACUUAUAACCUUGAGAAAGUAUGUCACAGCGUAAUUAGUUUCAAGACAAAGUUUGCAGAAGAUUUAAUAUCACUUUUAUAGUAUUAUGGUUUGAUGGCCCUAUACAGUUUUUCGUUGAAUUAUUUUUACACUAAAUACUAGAGCGUGAAAAUUAAAUAACAUUUUCCAUAUUUUAAUACGUAAGCAUAAAAGACAAAUUUGACAGUGGUGCCUCCGUUGGGAUUCAUCGAUCAUGCAUGCUAGCUAAAAGAACUCACCUAUAUACACACUAGUCUCAACAGUCACUUUGGCUCGCAUGUGUUGUCGAUGGUUUUCGAGGAGUUUGCCACCAAAAACAUUCAUAUAGAGGCAUUUCUUUUGGAAUUCAUUCAUUUUCAGUUUGAACGAAAAAAGAAACCAUCACUCUUUCAAGUGAGGUCAGGAGCAAAGACACAUUUAAAAGAUUUAUUUUCUUUGAUGAAUAACAAUAAAUAUUAAACGAGAUUUUUUUCUAAUAAUAUCACAACGUAGAAUUGUGUGAAUGUGAAAUCGUAGAAUUUUGAGUGUUUAUAUCAAUGUUUAAACGUUUGAAUGUUUACCGUACCGUUUACAUGAAAAUGUAUUGUCAAAAUUUUAGGCUAUUUUUUAAGCAAAUCACUAAAAUAAAAUCUGUUGAAAGACAUUUGUAACUAAUUAUUUUCAAUAAGUACGUAGAUUGUUCUAAUAAUAUUAUAUAUGUUUAAUGGUUCUAAACUGUAAACGUGUCAGAGAGAUGUUUAAAUAAUAGUGCGGUAAUAUUUUAAAACUAUUAUCUCGAAAAAUUCCAUUCUAUUGUUUCAAAUUUAUAUAUAAUAUGUAAUUGAAAUCAAGUCCAUGAGGAGUUUAUAGAAACUCUAUUCAAGUAAAUGUUAGUGCCUUCAAAAAUGUUCAACUUGAAUGCUAUUUACGAACCAAGAGAGUUUGUUAUUUCAUUCAACAUGAAUCAACGAUGAAAUUAAUGGAUUUUCGCAUUACAAAUUUUUGAAAGUAAACUUAUGAACAACUUUGAAAAUCCUUUUGUGAAAUGAUUGACAUUUCCAUACAAAAGAAAAACUCACUCACUAUGUCACACAAUUUUCACAGUUGUUCCGAAUUUUAUCACAAAUCAAUUGCUUGGUAACAUGUAAAUGAAUUUUUCAACAACAACAAAUAAAUGUGAAACAUAAAUCUAAAA
Molecule: messenger RNA, 6198 nt
Organism: Contarinia nasturtii (swede midge)
Lineage: Eukaryota; Metazoa; Arthropoda; Insecta; Diptera; Cecidomyiidae
Gene: Kank
Product: KN motif and ankyrin repeat domain-containing protein 4
Exons: 10
Coding region: 320-4138 (1272 amino acids)
Biological process (GO): negative regulation of actin filament polymerization
Cellular component (GO): cytoskeleton; cytoplasm
Molecular function (GO): protein binding
Source: RefSeq, a predicted model, not a curated record